AUGGACCAGCCGGCACCACAAGUCGACCCUCCAGCAGACAACUUGCCUAUCGACCUACCGCUGGCCUUCAAUGCCCACACCGAGUACGUGGAGGAGGAGGUGGUGGAGGAGGAGGAGGAGACUGCUGGGACACUCUAUUUGGACUAUGGAGGGGAUAGAAUCGUACAUGUGCCCAAAGGCAAGACAGGCUUCUUUCUUGUCACAUUGGGUGAGAGUAAUGAUGGGCCGAGGUUUGUGACUAUCCCAGAGGGAGCGCCGCUCGCUGAGCAUGUUCCGGUGAGGGUGUCCCCCUGUGGUAAUUUCUUCGCUUAUGCUACUGCGGGUCCGAUUCCACAGCUGUUGAUCGCAAGAAUGGGCGCUCCCUCAGUGCGAGUCAUUGAGAUACCACUGGCCCCUGGUGUUAGAAUUGACACCAUUGUCGAUGUCCUUUGGGUACGGCAUGAAGAGGCUCACAGUUCAGCGUUGCAAUCCGGAACUGCCUUGCCUAUCGUAUUGGACUCUUAUAUGCUGGUUGUGGUCUCUCAUCAUUCUCUAGAUGUCCUUCGGCUCUCCUCGGCGCUCAAAUUCGCCAAGCCACUCCGACGAUUUCCUCUCUCUGGCAGCAGUAGCCGCUCCAACAACGAUUCUAGGGCUCAAACGCCGGCCACAGUUCGUCACGUUUGGUAUGAGCCUGAUAGUGGUAUUUGCGUGCUUUGCAUCAACCAGAGGACUCUGCAGCCGUUUGAUCUCAAGCCACGUCUGAGAAACCCACAGCUGCCAUCGGUCUCCCCGAAGUCAACUAAAGCCACCAUCGCUGUCAAGAUGCCCAAAUUCGAUCUCUAUCCCGCAGACGUGCACAACCCCAGUGAUUGCGUAGAUGAGGUAUCCCUCCUUCGUAUUGACUCAGUUGCAAGCACAACUUCUCGUAAGCUUGUUGCUGGUACGUACAUCUGCCACGUUGAUAGUGCGGCUGGCCGACUCUCAUUGCGGAAUCUGUCUGUGAGUGGUUUGGCCAGUCCCGAGCACGACGCGGUUAUUCAGCUCCCGGCCCUAUCCAGAUCAACAGGACGAGGAUUGCCACAGUUAGCGGUGCAUGUUGUCGAUGGUCUAAUAUGCGUCUCCCGAUCUCUUGGAACCUCCGAGGCUGUAUCACCAACGUGGUACAUCUACGAUAUCUAUAUACGAGGUUCGGGCCGCUCUCUGCCGCUAGUGCCGCCGUUCCGGUUGGAUUACCCUGGCGCAAUGCGUUCGUCAGACAUCCUGCGAUCAUCACAAAACAAGUAUGUCAUACUGGCUGAAGAUAAACGUACUAUGGUCUAUGGCUUAGAGCUCCAAACUAGCCCAUUCGUCGCUGAUUUGAUGAGCUCAGAGUCAUUGUCUAUGUUGGAAAUCGCCACAGUAUUGUUGAGACGUCAAGGAUGCCGCGACGAACUGUGUCAGACACUAAGGUACUUCCUCAGUGAUAGAGACCCAUCUCCAACUCUGGAGGAGCUCGCUUAUAUUUUCGAUGCUACGAAUGCAUCCUAUCGAGAAUGCAUAGAGCGAACCCCUCUCCUCGGUGGCGAGAGCGGCGCUAUGGUCAGCUUGGCUCGGCUACUCGAGUCCGCUGGCAGCCGCACUAUACUCACUGAAGUAGAUGCGGUCGAUUGUAUUUUUCACCCGGUUUUAUGCUCGAUCCUGCCAGAUUGUCCUCGGCCUCCUCUGACUGCGGGUUCUACUGAACUCCUUCGCUAUGGCCUGGAGUGUACUCCGGAGUCAUCGUGUUUACAGAAACUGCGCAAACUGUUGUCACAAGUUUUAAUAUUCUGCCGCUCAUUGUUGGCCUUGUCGGUGUAUCCGCAUAGACGGGUACAACUCUUCCUUUUCGAUCUCUGCGUUGUGGCGCGUCAGCAGCAUUGGUUGCAACAACUCCUGCACUAUCACGUCCUCCUGGAUUCUGCGGAGAUCGUGGAGCGUCUGGACUUCAUGUGGAGGUAUGAUAUUGGUCAGAAUGAUACGCGGAGUAUCAGUUGGAGUCAACAGUGCAUGAUGGAUAUGGCCUGGAGAUUGCUCAGCACACGGUCAGCUAGUCCGAAGCUGAUUGAGCUCCUCACUGAGGCGCUGUUGGAUGGCGGGGACCCAGUCGACAUCGUGGCGUUUUUGAGGCAGCAGACAGAACUAGGGGGAUCCAACGUUCCCUUGGUUGGGAUAUUAGAGAGGGCGGAAGAGCUUGUCGAGGAAGGGAAGGUAGUACUGUGUUCAUAG
This is a messenger RNA of Perkinsus marinus ATCC 50983, 2223 nucleotides long. RefSeq lists its product as hypothetical. Gene Ontology annotation, biological process: regulation of autophagy. The coding region runs from base 1 to 2223 and encodes 740 amino acids. NCBI's taxonomy places the organism in Eukaryota, Perkinsozoa, Perkinsida, Perkinsidae. The record is from RefSeq and is a predicted model, not a curated record. Gene Ontology annotation, cellular component: lysosomal membrane; late endosome membrane; Mon1-Ccz1 complex. The transcript has a single exon.